Eutrema salsugineum is the source of this 1836-nucleotide messenger RNA. RefSeq names its product syntaxin-43. The coding region runs from base 546 to 1520 and encodes 324 amino acids. The transcript is spliced from 8 exons. Lineage: Eukaryota; Viridiplantae; Streptophyta; Magnoliopsida; Brassicales; Brassicaceae. The record is from RefSeq and is a predicted model, not a curated record. Gene Ontology annotation, cellular component: endomembrane system; membrane; SNARE complex. Gene Ontology annotation, biological process: intracellular protein transport; vesicle fusion; vesicle-mediated transport. Gene Ontology annotation, molecular function: SNAP receptor activity; SNARE binding.
UGAAUGAACUACUUGUCUCUUGUUUCAGUGCUAAUCGUUUGACGUCACUUGUUGAUCGUUAAGCUUAUAUACAUAUAAUUUUAAGGCAGCAGAAUGAAGUUUUAGUCUUUUGGUUGUUGUUGUAUCCCAACCUCACGUGACCAACUUUCAUUGGCUUCAUUGCUAAAAUGUCGCAGUCACUGAUAGCACACAAAGACAAGCACAACAUUUCUCGCUUGUGACUUCUUCAACUCUUUAUUAGUCUUAAUUUACGAUUUGCUUUUAGCUAAUUUUUCAUUAAACAAAGCUUUAACUUUCCGAUUUGUAUGUACGCCUGGGAGCUCACAUUUCCGUCGGAGAAGUUUUAAUCCCGCCGGCGAUCGGCCGAUCCUCCGAGCACUCGAACAGAUUAAGAGGCAUCUCGCGGGGGCAAUUCGCGCUGUUUCGUUGCUUGUCUGUGAUGAAACCGCGAUCCUGUUCAGAUCUAUAGCUUCCGAUCGGAGGGGAAGCGAGAAUACCUAGAUCUUGGUUACUGAGAUUCUUCUAGUGUUUAAGAUCUGGCUGAUAUGGCGACGAGGAAUCGAACGCCGUUGUUCAGGAAGUAUAGAAACACUCUGAGGAGCGUCCGUGCUCCAAUGACGGAUAAGAUUUCGUUGCCGGGAGCUGCGAAAUCCGGCGUAGGUCCGGUGAUCGAGAUGGCGAGCACAUCUCUUUUGCAUCCGAAUCGCUCCUAUGCUCCAGUCAGUACCGAAGAUCCAGGGAAUUCGAGUAGAGGAACAAUCACAGUGGGACUACCACCAGAUUGGGUUGAUGUCUCUGAGGAGAUUUCAGUGAACAUUCAGCGUGCAAGGACCAAAAUGGCUGAACUGGGAAAGGCUCAUGCCAAAGCGCUGAUGCCCUCGUUUGGGGAUGAUAAAGAAGAUCAACAUCAAAUCGAGUCCUUGACGCAAGAGAUAACUUUCUUACUGAGGAAAUCUGAGAAGCAACUUCAGAGGCUUUCUGCAGCUGGACCUUCUGAAGAUUCAAAUGUCAGGAAAAACGUGCAGCGAUCUCUUGCUACUGAUCUCCAACACCUUUCUAUGGAGCUCCGCAAGAAACAGUCUACAUAUUUGAAACGUUUGAGACUACAAAAGGAGGACGGAUCAGAUUUAGAGAUGAAUCUGAACGGAAGCAGAUCUAGAGCAGAAGAUGAUGACUUCGAUGAUAUGUUAUUUAGUGAGCAUCAGAUGAGCAAGAUAAAAAAAAGCGAGGAAAUAUCGGUAGAGAGGGAGAAAGAGAUACAACAGGUUGUUGAUUCCGUCAACGAGCUUGCUCAGAUCAUGAAGGAUCUUUCCGCGCUUGUGAUAGACCAGGGUACGAUAGUUGAUCGGAUUGACUAUAAUAUCCAGAACGUUGCUAGUACAGUUGAAGAUGGUCUCAAACAGCUGCAAAAGGCAGAACGUACACAGAGAAAUGGAGGUAUGGUUAUGUGUGCGUCUGUUCUUGUCAUCCUCUGCUUCAUCAUGCUAGUACUCUUAAUCCUCAAGGAGAUUUUCUUGUGACCCAAGAGAAAGGAUGAUCCCUCAUUCUUUAAUUCUUUUAUAAUGGGAACAUCACAUUUUUGCGUCGCCGAGUGUUCUGUAUCCACCAAAUGGUCUGAAGAUAAAGUCGAUCUGUGUUUUCUCUCUUGCUCCUUCGCUUUGCUGCAGCGAUUUUUGUUUUUUCCCUUUAUAUUUUACAUUCUUAUCUCACUGUAUUAUCAAAACAUAGUUCUCUCCCGGGGUUUCACAUUAGACAGUGUCACUAUUGUAUUGAGUGUUUGUAACUUGGAUUUUGACGAGUUAUAAUGGUCUCUUUACAUGUAAAGAAGAUAUUAAA